AUGUCAAAAACAAAUUUUACGUCAGGUGGAAUACAAACGAAAACAUUCGGGGAACGGCUAUGUUCCCCCUCGCUGGUGGGUGGGUUAAAGCAAGAAACACUUCCUUUCGCAGCAGUUAACAUUCUCCUCGCCAUCACAGCAUUUGUUGGGAAUUCUCUCAUCCUGGUUGCCCUUCACAAGGAAUCUUCACUCCAUCCGCCAUCCAAACUCUUGUAUCGUUGUUUGGCGACAACUGACCUGACGAGUUGUCUUGUUACGCAACUUCCUCACGCUACUCUCUGGAUGUACGUGGAUGGUGAACUGUGGAGUCUCUGUCUAUUCGCAUAUGACGCAGGCCACAUCACAGGCUAUGCCUUGUGUUUGGUGUCUUUGUUGACGAUAACGGCCAUAAGUGUGGACAGACUUCUCGCCCUGUUGUUGGGGCUAAGAUACAAACAAAUUGUUACUUUGAAGCGCACAUAUAUUACUGUAGUUACCUUUUGGGUUGUAUCUGUCGUCGCUGCUUUGUGUUUCAUUUUAAACUACCAUAUAACAUUAUGGUAUGGCCGUAUAAUAAUACCUUCUUGCCUUGUUAUCUCGGUCGCCUCGUACAGCAAGAUUUUCCACACACUCAGUCAACAUCAGGCUAAAAUACACGAUCCUGUUCAACAACAUCCGCGGCUACCAAAUGCACUUAACAUGGCGAGAUACAGAAAGGCAGUGAACGGUGCACUGUGGGUGCAGUUAGCAAUAGUUGCUUGUUAUUUGCCAUAUUGUUUGGUGGAAAUUGUGAUCACCCAUUGCAAAACAUAUUCAUCACACUUGGUCGUCUUGUGGGAAAUAGCAAUUAUCUUAAUUUACUUCAACUCAACAUUAAAUCCGUUUCUUUACUGCUGGAAGAUUAGUGAGGUGAGACAAGCAGUGAAGCAGACAAUCAGACAAGAACUUUGUUGUCCAUGGAGUUAG
This is a messenger RNA of Pocillopora meandrina, 945 nucleotides long. NCBI's taxonomy places the organism in Eukaryota, Metazoa, Cnidaria, Anthozoa, Scleractinia, Pocilloporidae. The record is from the annotation of a GenBank genome assembly.